AUGCUCGAAGGAGAUUCAUGGAAGGAAGCCAAGAUGGACAAAGCAAAGAUUGACAAGAUGAGCGAUCAACAAAUUGGUCAGCUGUACGAGCUCAUGCAACAAAUCAAGAACCAGGCUCAGGAGGACGCCGAUGCCGAAGAAAAGCGUGUGGUUGACUUGCUUGACAAGAAGGAUCCCAAAGAAUAG
This is a messenger RNA of Alternaria metachromatica, 186 nucleotides long. RefSeq lists its product as uncharacterized. The record is from RefSeq and is a predicted model, not a curated record. Bases 1 to 186 code for a protein of 61 amino acids. The transcript has 2 exons. NCBI's taxonomy places the organism in Eukaryota, Fungi, Ascomycota, Dothideomycetes, Pleosporales, Pleosporaceae.